Messenger RNA from Solea senegalensis (Senegalese sole), 1553 nucleotides. RefSeq lists its product as uncharacterized. The transcript is spliced from 2 exons. Lineage: Eukaryota; Metazoa; Chordata; Actinopteri; Pleuronectiformes; Soleidae. Bases 181 to 579 code for a protein of 132 amino acids. The record is from RefSeq and is a predicted model, not a curated record.
AAGAGUUCAUUGUGCGUCAGAAGCAGGAACACAGUCUUUGCUGUUCUGAGGAUUCAAAAGUGGAAUGCGACUAGAUGUAAAUCCAUUUCUAGAGACUCCCGUGUAGCGUCUUAUCAUCCCCAAGACUGUCAACGCAGGCAUUUGGGGUUUUGUGUGCGUUUAAGACUUUUCACAAUCGAUAUGAGUCGGUAUAACAGCGAUCUGACGCAGAGGGAACAGGAGCUGCUAAAGAUUCGCAGAGACAGCAACACUAAAGCUGCUGAACUGGUCAAAAUGGAGAAAAUGCUGCAGCAGACCAAAGACCUGUUGGACAAGAAGACAGAGACAAGUUCAGAGAAAAUGGACUGCCAGGAGAACAUGGUUGAAGAUCUGGAGGAGAAAGUGCGGUCCUCCCGGCGAUACAGGAGAAACUCCCUCCAUCACACGCAGAUGCUGGAGAGCCAGAUGAAGACAGUGAAAGGCGAGUUGGUGGGAACACUGGACCAUCUCCAGGAGCUGAGGAACAUCUUGCACCGCUCACAGCAGAAGGCUGAAGAGCGCAAAGCGGUGAUGGAGAAGCUGGCGGCCGGGCACAGGUGAAUCCUCUGCCCCUCUGCUGCUGCUGCUGCUGCUGCUUCCUGUUUUCUGACCCGACAUCAACAAGACCGUGAGAACAGAGAAACUUGAGCUGCUUCAUACAUUUAGCUUCACUAAAGACUAUGUUUAAAAUACUAUUUAUGGUCCUGCAGAAUCUGAUUCUGACAAACGAUUAAGCAAAACCAUCCUUAUCCUUACUUUCCUUUAUUUCCAUAUGAUUUUUUCUUUUUUUCCCUUUUGCUUCGUGUCGACAAGGUUUGAAUUUGUUUUUGUCCAUUUUUUGCUAUUUCCUUUUAUGCAAGUUUAAGGUGAUUAUAAAUGACUGCUGCUUAUUUAUCUGCAAUCUUAAAGACACAAGCUACAGUUCUGUGGAUUAGUAUUUAUUUUUCAACUGUGUUGAGAAUCAGCGAUGGUUAGGAUCCAGAACAUCACCCAUACAUGUUUCCUCUUGGUUUCUCCCUGGUUUAGGAUUCAGGCUCAGCCAAACUUAGUCCCCUAAAAACUAUGUUCCAGAAAAACUCCAAAACCUAAGUUGUUGAUUUAUAAAAGAUAGCAUUAAAGUAUUGAAGAAAAUGUACUUUUUUCUUUUCUUUUGGAAAAUGCUUCUUAUUCAUGAUUUAAUAUAUACAUAUAUAAUAUAUAUAGAAGCGCACCCAUGGGGAUCAAGAGUGUGUUUUUCUCUUGCGGUGAAUCAUCUGAACGCUGUUUGUGUCUUGUUCCCUGUGGUUGUAAGUGAUCGCCAUCAUUGCAUCAAUCUAUUUUUGUACAGUGUGUUUCACAGCCACAUGCUGUGAGCCUGAGGGCCGAGUUCUUCCUCACACCCUGACCCAUAUGCAUUAUUCUGCUUCAUGUUUUCUCCGGUUUUCUGUUUCUGACUUUUGAACCUUUCAUGUCUCAUGUAAAUGAUGAAUUUGUGUAUGAAUAUUGACAUAAUCCUGCAAAUAAAUGGAAACCUCUUACUUCUUACUUACCUCUUA